Molecule: messenger RNA, 276 nt
Organism: Monascus purpureus
Lineage: Eukaryota; Fungi; Ascomycota; Eurotiomycetes; Eurotiales; Aspergillaceae
Source: the annotation of a GenBank genome assembly
AUGCCUGUUCCAACCUACGAAAUCCGAGCUGGCGAUGUUAGGAACAAGAAGCAGAGCGUUGCCGAUCUCAAGUAUCGGCGGUUGACAGAGCUUAAUUCUCGUCUGAGGGAGGAUUUGGAUCGUCCGCGCGUCAAGGUGUCUGAGGCAGCACUCUCGUUGAUUAAUUAUUGUAACAACACCCGUGACUUUAUGGUGCCGUCGGUAUGGGGUCAGGUCGACAAGCGUGACGAUCCCUAUGCUCCUCAGCAGCAGGGAGGCUGCUGCACCGUUAUGUAA